Eutrema salsugineum is the source of this 1546-nucleotide messenger RNA. RefSeq lists its product as uncharacterized. Lineage: Eukaryota; Viridiplantae; Streptophyta; Magnoliopsida; Brassicales; Brassicaceae. The transcript has 10 exons. Bases 186 to 1505 code for a protein of 439 amino acids. The record is from RefSeq and is a predicted model, not a curated record.
CGCUUCUCGUCCACCACCGAUUCACCUAAGCGAAGUGGCUUUCAAAUCGACCGAGAAGGGUUUAAGAAUCAGAAGAUUCUGCGUCACCUCUCUGUCGUCAUCGUCCGCUUCAAACCACGUCACUCUCACCGCUUCCAGAGUCAGAUAUUCAUUGAACUCGGUUAUAUUUCGCUGGAAGAGUCGCCAUGGAUGAUAUACAAGCUAAAGCUCUAGAGGAGAAGCUGAAGAGUCAGCUUGGUCAGCUUGAACUUGAGCAUGCGGUCUUCGAGAGAAUGGUUUACAAGAACAAGAACCAGCAUCGGAGAUGCUCCUAUUUUCAGUACCUUCUCAAGGUGAGGAGGGAUUUGAGACUUUUGCAAACAGCAAACAUGGAGGAGAUUCUGAAAUCCUGCUUUCCUGUUAUAUCUGGGAACAGAACUAAACAGAAAAUCCAUGUUUUGGAGAGCUUGAAGUUGAAAAAAUCUGAUACUGGGAAACCAAAUAUCUUGGAGCGACUUCUUGGAGCUCUUCGUUUACUCUCGCAGAUGACUGAACCCAUCUUGAAGGCAGCUAGUGGGAUAUCCAUUCUGCUAGCUUGUUCAUUUUUCAUAGGAUCUUCCGUGACAUUUUUGGCUCUGCUUGCACGUCUCCGGGUGUUGAUUCAACAAAUAUUACUUGAUGCUGUUUCAGUUUUCAAUUCAGUAACAUCUACAUCCUUGAAGAAACAGUCUGUAAAGAUAGCACAGGAUGGGGUUGAGGUGUUUCGCGAGUUCUAUCCAAAGGAUGAAGGGUGCAUCACCUUAUUGGAUUGUGUAUGGAAGACCGAUAAAUAUGUCUUACUCGAGACACUGCAGAACCGUGAGAGUAGUAAACCUAUAGAAGAUAAUGUUUCAGAAGAUGUAACUACUAAGGAUUCUUUGGUACAGUAUCAAACAUCUGUUUCUUCUCUUGGGGAAGAUCUCUCUCCUUUGCUUGAAGCAGACAACGAUGGUGUUACUCUGAGAGAAAAGUGUUCUCCCAUUGCCGAAUCAGCUUCUUCCAAGAAUAACAAUGCAUUGCAAACAGAAAAUUCAGAAAAUCCAGAAGAUACUACAACUAGGGAUUGUUCGGUUCAGUAUCAGACAUUUGUUUCUCUUUUUGGAGAAGAUAUAUCUCCUCCGCUUGAAGCAAACAAAAACGGUGGUGUUAGUGUUCCUGCUACAGAAUGUUCAACGCUCAUUGCUGAAACAGCUGCUUCCAAGACUAACAAUGAUUCACAAACAGAAGAUUCAGAAAAACUAGAAGAUGGAUCUACAAAUUCCGUGAGCCCUGCAAAAAUCAACACAGACACAACGAAACUGAGUUGCAGAGCAACUAAAGUGGCGUUUCUACCCGUGAAAAGACAUUCCUCUGCAAUAACGCCAAACUCCAUAGAAGAACAACCAUCAAGAAAGAAACAAGAGACAGGCGAGAAAGACAAAAAGGAAGAAGAAGAUGGAUUUUAUAAUCUACUCAUCCGCGGAACACAUAAAGACAGCUUGUUCUAGCACAAGAAACAUCUCAAAACGAGUCAAGCCUUUUGAGCGCU